GUGAACAGCCGGAGCUCAGUGAGGUUGGAUGGAGAGCGUUUGUGAACAGCUGGAGCUCAGUGAGGUUGGAUGGAGAGCGUUUGUGAACAGCAGUUUUCAGUUCUUUCCACAGAUUCUCCAUUGGAUUCAGAUUUUGGCUUUCCCAGGAAAAAUGGCUUCCACAUCCAGCUUUUUCCAGUGCAGCGAUCCAAAAAAGUGGAAGCGGCUCUCUGAGGUGUACUGGGAGGUGGUGGCCGAAAAAGGAGCCAAGAAGAAACAACUGAUGGAGCUGGACAAAUGGUAUCAGGAGGAGCUGCCCGCAAAGAUGGCCGCUCAGUCACACAAGUCACUGACACUGGAGGAGCUGGGGAGACUCAUGGAGUGGAAACUCAUGAGAGGAAAGUUCCGUCCGCGCCUGAAGCAGAUGGUGGCAUCUAACCCGGCGGGGACAGUGGAGAGUUGUACCAGGAAAGCGUUUCAGCUUCUCCCUGAUGUAUCUGCCGCCAUCGAUGAGCUGUGCCAGCUGAAGGGCAUUGGGCCAGCCACGGCUUCAGCGGUCCUAGCGGCUGGGGCUCCAGAGUUGGCGGCUUUCAUGGCAGAUGAAUCCGUGGAGAGUGUGCCCGGGCUCAGUCCUAUACAGUAUAACGUGAAGCACUAUCUGAGGUAUCUGGAAGAGAUACAGCUCAAGUCUGACGCCCUAAACAAAGCCUCAGAGGAGAAGUGGACACCUCACCGCGUGGAGCUUUGUCUUUGGACUUGGAAUGUAGCCCAAAAACUGUGCCCAAAACUUCUGGAGUUUUUGGAAGAUGAGGAAGAAAGACCCUUCAAGAAACUUAAGACCAAGCAGUGAGACUUGGCCAAGAUGGAGGACAACAAUGUCCAUCACUGACUAUCAAUAUGUCUGCUUUUUUCUGAGUAACUGGACGCCAUAAGCUCCGUCAUGUACAGCAUGUUGAUUUUAUUAAGUCCUUUUUGAAGCCAUCAUACAAUCUUUCUGAUAUAUAUAUA
Hyla sarda is the source of this 987-nucleotide messenger RNA. RefSeq lists its product as uncharacterized. Gene Ontology annotation, molecular function: DNA binding; catalytic activity. The transcript has 6 exons. Gene Ontology annotation, biological process: DNA repair. Bases 29 to 829 code for a protein of 266 amino acids. NCBI's taxonomy places the organism in Eukaryota, Metazoa, Chordata, Amphibia, Anura, Hylidae. The record is from RefSeq and is a predicted model, not a curated record.